Molecule: messenger RNA, 655 nt
Organism: Fomitopsis serialis
Lineage: Eukaryota; Fungi; Basidiomycota; Agaricomycetes; Polyporales; Fomitopsidaceae
Exons: 6
Coding region: 1-480 (159 amino acids)
Source: RefSeq, a predicted model, not a curated record
AUGGACACAGAGUGCGGAAACGUCCCGAACGCGAAUUAUUGCUCUAGGCCUAUCUCUGCACGGAAGACUGCACGGUGGAGUCUCCAAGACGCAUUCGGUAGCGAGUUAACCCAGAGUCCUUUCCUCACUGAAGCACUCAUCAACCAGUGGAUUGAACUCGAUGACCGUGUCGAAUGGCACGUCGCCCAGGAUAAACAGCACAUCGGGGUUGCCUCUAGCGCAGGAGUUUACAAUCUAUCGUCCGCAACUCCGGACACUGGAUCAGGAUCGAAUGAAGGCCAGUACGUCGGCGUUGCGUCGAGAUUGAAACCCGGCGAGAUCUCCACAUUGGUGGAGGCAGGCCAGAUCGAGGUGUACGCUUUUUUGCGAUCCCCGUUCGCACGCGAAAGUCGCACAGAAGCUGCUGCGGUGGGCGAAGGAUGGGAGGCGGCGGGUGAUAGGUGGGACGACGACUCGGAGAUACGGGAGGACGAAUUGUAGGGACCUGUGGGUAACGAGUGGGAACGCGAUGGUGGGUCGGUGACGAGCAGGCGGGCAACAGACGGGAGGAUGGCGUAGUCGAUGUUUACCGUAAGAUAAUCUUGCCCGCGCGUUUUAGAGCCAGUGUAUUGUACAUUGGCGACAUCUUGCGUGAAUACAGACUAUCUACGGCUAC